Gopherus flavomarginatus (Mexican gopher tortoise) is the source of this 2784-nucleotide messenger RNA. It is a transcript of the gene CSNK2A1, whose product is annotated as casein kinase 2 alpha 1. Gene Ontology annotation, biological process: protein phosphorylation. The transcript has 14 exons. The record is from RefSeq and is a predicted model, not a curated record. Gene Ontology annotation, molecular function: protein serine/threonine kinase activity; ATP binding. Bases 400 to 1575 code for a protein of 391 amino acids. Gene Ontology annotation, cellular component: cytosol; protein kinase CK2 complex; nucleus. NCBI's taxonomy places the organism in Eukaryota, Metazoa, Chordata, Testudines, Testudinidae.
CUGCCGAGCCUUGUGCCUCCGCCAUAUUGUCUGUGUGAGGCCGGUGGGGAGGGAGGCCAGAGCGGCGGUCGCUUCAGCUUCACUGGGAGUGUGCUCUUGCCCCUGAAGCUGUGGUUGGCCAGUCUCUUCACAGCUCUGUGGAUGGCAGGGGUUUGUGUCCUGAGGAAAGCUCCUAUCAUUGCUCUUCUCACCCCAGCUGAAAAUUGGUUCAAAAUACUUCUGUUGGAAUAGCAAGUUAUAUCACUGUUGCUCAAGCACGUGUUGUUUUUUUUAAAGAGGACCGAUUGGUGGGAAAAACCAAAGGCCCAUCCAAGGUCUUCACCCUGUGUCGGGUUUUGAGAUCAGAGGCUACUAGAACUCUAAACACCUAAUAUAACCCCACCCAGCAACCUGUCCGACAUGUCAGGACCCGUGCCAAGCAGGGCCAGAGUUUACACUGACGUAAACACGCACAGACCCCGAGAGUACUGGGACUAUGAGUCACAUGUUGUCGAAUGGGGAAAUCAAGAUGACUACCAGCUAGUUCGGAAAUUAGGCCGGGGCAAAUACAGCGAAGUGUUUGAAGCCAUCAACAUCACAAAUAAUGAAAAAGUAGUAGUUAAAAUCCUCAAGCCAGUAAAAAAGAAGAAAAUCAAGCGUGAAAUCAAGAUCUUAGAGAACUUGCGAGGUGGUCCCAAUAUAAUCACCCUUGCAGACAUCGUAAAAGACCCUGUGUCCCGGACCCCUGCUUUGGUUUUUGAACAUGUAAACAACACAGACUUUAAGCAAUUGUACCAGACAUUAACAGACUAUGAUAUUAGGUUCUAUAUGUAUGAGAUUUUGAAGGCUUUAGAUUACUGUCAUAGCAUGGGGAUCAUGCACAGAGAUGUCAAACCCCACAACGUCAUGAUUGACCAUGAGCACAGAAAGCUGAGGCUAAUAGACUGGGGUCUGGCUGAAUUCUAUCAUCCUGGCCAGGAGUACAAUGUCAGAGUGGCUUCCCGAUACUUCAAAGGACCUGAACUCCUUGUAGAUUAUCAGAUGUAUGACUAUAGUUUGGAUAUGUGGAGCUUGGGUUGCAUGUUGGCCAGUAUGAUCUUCCGAAAGGAACCAUUUUUCCAUGGCCAUGACAAUUAUGAUCAGUUGGUGAGGAUAGCCAAGGUGCUGGGGACAGAAGAUCUAUAUGACUACAUCGACAAAUACAACAUUGAGCUGGAUCCACGCUUCAAUGACAUCUUGGGCAGGCACUCCCGUAAGCGAUGGGAGCGCUUUGUUCACAGUGAGAACCAACACUUGGUGAGCCCAGAAGCUCUGGAUUUCUUAGACAAAUUGCUGCGGUAUGAUCACCAGUCACGACUCACAGCAAGAGAAGCCAUGGAACACCCCUACUUCUAUCCCAUUGUGAAGGACCAGGCUCGGAUGGGUUCAUCCAGCAUGCCAGGUGGCAGCACUCCUGUCAGCAGCGCAAGUAUGAUGUCAGGGAUCUCUUCAGUGCCAACACCUUCGCCCCUUGGACCUCUAGCAGGCUCACCCGUGAUUUCUGCCACCAAUACUCUGGGGAUGCCAGUUCCGGCUGCUGCAGGAGCUCAGCAGUAGUGAUGGGUUUUGUCUCCAAAUGCCUGAGCUGAGUCAGGUGGGGAAGAGGUUCCCCCUCUACCUAUCCCCAGGCUGCAGCUUGCACCUGGCAGGGGAAGGGAGGGGAUGGAACACUUUGGAGGCACCGUGUCUGAACAGUUGCUUGUGGAUUUAUAGUAGUUCAGUCAUUAUAUAAAAAAAAUUAUUAUAGGCUGAUUUUUUUUCUUUUUUUUUUUUUACUUGAACUUUUCAUAACUCAGGGGAAUCCCUGAAAAUACUGCAGAUGGAAUAUUUCUCGGACAAUUUUUUUCCCAAACUCCUCAUCACUUGAGAACAAAGAUGAACCAACUACGUUUCCAGGCCGUUGUAUCCUGCUGGAAAUCUCUUCUCUUCAUAGUCCCACCAUUACUCCUCCACCAGCUCACACUGUGAGGAGAUUGUCUUGUGCUUUUCUCUGGAGUCUGCCAGACCAAAUCUUCACAAGGCAGUGGGAGGGGGAUUCUUAAAGUACCAGUCACUUUAACACCAUAUUCUGCAUAUGACUCAACUGGGGUACAUUGAGGAGACAACUUCAGUUUGUAGAGAUGGUAAAAACUUAUAAGAAAUAAGCGCAGAUAAGGCCUAAAACCCUAUUCUGUCCUGUAUGAAUCAUGUCUCUCUAGGAGCUAACCAGAGCGGCGACUCUCUCCCUUGCAUGUAAUUUUAGUCUUAAAGCAUAAAGUUACUGAUCCAGUUGACGUUCUUGCCAUCUCCUGUUGAAGGUGCUUCAGUAGGGUAAACUGUACUCUAAUCAGUACCUUUUCCACAUAAGGUUCUUCCGGCCAGUCCCUUGGCUUGGAAUUCUGGAAUUAAUUUGUUACUGGGUAUAUUGUUUUUUUUAAAUUGUUUAUACGGAUUUCAAAAUGGUGGCUACUUAAAGAGCUGGAAAAUCAGACUGCGCCAAGUCACAUAUUGAGUCAUCACCCAGCACCCCCACCCUCAUGUGCCAUGUGGUGAGAAUACUGGUUACCUCACAGUCUUGUAAAUAUGCACUGAGAGGAAGAAGCGAGUAGACUAACUUAAACUGAAAUGGUAGACCUGUAAUUGUGGACAGAUAUUACUAUUGAUGACAAAGCACCCUUGUUACAGCCUUGCUACCCUUUGCUGUGUAUAUAUACUUUGUCCUUCAUAUGUGAAAGAUCCAGUGUUGGAAUUCUUUGGUGUAAAUAAACAUUUGGUUUUAUUUAUCAA